AUGGCAUCGUUGGAAAAAUCUCAAGCUGACGUGGAAGUCGCAGCGGCACUUUCAUCGCUUUCUAUUUCGUAUGAAAAGCAUGAACAUCGUGAAUUACCGACAACUGAGGAUGUCAUUGCUGAGUUAAGUCAUUUACCAGGUCUCUCGACUAAAAAUUUGGUAUUGAAAGAUAAAAAAGAAGGUCUUUUUCUUGUGACGGCUGCUCCAACUACUGUCGUGGAUACAAAAAAGCUUGGUGCACAAUUGCAUUCUGCUGGUAUUGGAGGGACGAAGUGGAAUUUACGUUUGGCUGCUGAAGAUGUGCUUGCAUCGACUCUUAAAGUUACCAAAGGUUCCGUCUCACCGCUUUGUGUUAUGCAUGAUAAGAUGAAUGCUGUGCGUCUCGUACUGGACAAGGCGUUAGUGGAUGCAACACAAAUCAAUUGCCAUCCACUACGUAAUGAUCAGACAUAUAGCAUUCAAACGAAUGAUCUUCUCACGUUUGUGAAACAUUUCAAUCACGAACCUAUUGUUGUGGAUUUUGCUGCUCAAUUCGAAGAAACAACAAGUUCUACUGCUAGUAGUUCCAAACCUUCAACAAAGAAAGAAAACUUUGCGGAUUGGUACACAGAUGCAAUCACAAAGUCUGGAAUGAUUGACUACUAUGAUGUGUCUGGAUGUUAUAUUUUACGUCCGUAUUCAUACGAAAUUUGGGAACGUAUUCAAAAUUUCUUGGAUCGAAAUUUAAAAGCAAUUGGAGUGAAAAAUUGUUAUUUUCCCAUGUUUGUGACGAAAGAAAAAUUAGAACGUGAAAAAGACCAUUUGGAAGGUUUUGCACCUGAAGUGGCAUGGGUGACAAAAUCUGGGACAUCGGAGUUAAAAGACCCAAUUGCAAUUCGUCCCACAAGUGAAACGAUUAUGUAUCCAGCAUUUAAAAAUUGGAUUCGUAGUCAUCGUGAUUUGCCUAUGAAAUUAAACCAAUGGAAUAAUGUUGUACGAUGGGAAUUUAAAAACCCAACUCCAUUUUUGCGUACACGAGAGUUUUUAUGGCAAGAAGGUCAUACAGCUCAUGGUACAAAAGAAGAAGCUGAUGAAGAAGUGCGUACAGUUUUAAAUUUCUAUGCCGCUUGUUAUGAAGAACUUUUAGCUGUGCCUAUGAUUAAAGGUGUGAAAACCGAGAAAGAAAAAUUUGCUGGAGCAGAUUAUACGACGACAAUUGAAGGAUUUAUUCCUGCUACUGGACGUGGGAUUCAAGCUGCAACAUCGCAUAUGCUUGGACAAAAUUUUGGAAAAAUGUUUGGAAUUACUGCUGAAUAUGAAGAUGGCAAGAAAUUAAUUCCAUGGCAAAAUUCUUGGGGUUUUACAACUCGUUCGAUUGGAGUGAUGGUCAUGGUACAUGGGGAUGAUAAGGGGUUGGUUUUACCACCACGUGUUGCACCCGUUCAAGUUGUAAUUGUCCCAAUUCCAUAUCAGAAUCAGACUGAAGUUGAGGAAAUGUUUGCAAAAACAGAUGAAAUUGUUGCCAAUUUGACAAAUGUUGGGGUACGAAUUGAAGCCGAUAAACGUCGUGGGUAUACACCUGGAUGGAAAUACAAUUAUUGGGAAUUGAAAGGUGUACCCCUUCGUUUUGAACUUGGUCCAAAGGAUAUUGCUCAACAACAAGUACGUGUUGUACGUCGUGAUACUGGAAUGAAAGAAGAUAUUCCAGAGUCAGAUCUUGCGACUCGCAUUCCGAAUUUAUUGGAAGAGAUUCAACAUGAUAUGCUUCAUCGUGCUACGAUUUUACGUGAUCAACAUAUUCGAGAAGUAACAGAGUGGAAAGAUUUCGUACCAUGUCUUCAAGAUGGAUGUAUGGCUUUGACUCCUUUUUGCAAUGAAAUUGAGUGGGAAGAAAUAGUCAAGACGAGAUCACGUGAAGAAUCGCUGAGUUUAAUGGGAAUACAAGAUGAAGCAGAAAACACAGCGACAAGUGCUGCUGCUAAGACCUUGUGCAUUCCUUAUCAAAAGAAUGAAGAGAAUCCGGUGAUGGAUGGAACCAAGUGCUUUAUCAGUGAUAAGCCAGCGAAAUGUUGGGUACUUUGGGGACGUAGUUACUAA
This is a messenger RNA of Plasmopara halstedii, 2076 nucleotides long. RefSeq names its product proline-trna ligase. Gene Ontology annotation, cellular component: cytoplasm; aminoacyl-tRNA synthetase multienzyme complex. The transcript is spliced from 2 exons. Gene Ontology annotation, molecular function: aminoacyl-tRNA deacylase activity; proline-tRNA ligase activity; ATP binding. The coding region runs from base 1 to 2076 and encodes 691 amino acids. Gene Ontology annotation, biological process: prolyl-tRNA aminoacylation. Lineage: Eukaryota; Oomycota; Peronosporomycetes; Peronosporales; Peronosporaceae. The record is from RefSeq and is a predicted model, not a curated record.